AUGGCACGCUUUCUCGUUGGCGACGACCUUGGAAGUCUCAAAAUUUUUAAAUACUCAAACGAAGCUGGCCCAUCUGGAAGCAAGGUCGAGGUGAAGAGUGUAUACCGUUCGGAAGCAUCGUUUCGAGGAGAGGCUAGGAUCGGUGUGCAGGGUCUUGCAACCUUGAACACAGGAGACGGUGUUUUGGCUGCAACAGCCUUUUCAGAUGGUAAUUUACAACUCUCCAGGCUCCAAGAUGAUGAUACCCUUGAAACGGUCUGUUCUUGGACGGAACCAAAACUGAAAGCCAAUCGCUUCGUAGGGGUCGCAUUAACAGACCGCGCGGUGUUUUCGUGUACAGGGAACGGCGCCUUGCGAAGAGCAGCGUACUCCCAUCUGAGCACAGAAGCGCCCGUUCAAACUACGCGAGGACUGCCUAUGCGGUUAUGCGAUUGGAAACUCUCUCCGAAUGGCGAACACUUUGCAUAUGGUGGCGAAGAGGUCGCCCUUUCCGUUUGGGACACAGAAAAGGCAUUCCAAGAAACCUCACCCCAGCCCGAAAGUUUGAACGCAAGUUCGAAAAAGCGUAAACGAAACGAUGUGCUCUUCCCCGGAGAAACAUGGCGCGCAAAGAACCUCUCAAACGAUUCUCUGAGCCUUCGACAGCCCAUCAGAAUAACAGCCUUGGAUUUCAUACAGAAACCGAACACGUCCUUGGCAGUUGGUAACCAGGCAGGCGACGUCCAGCGCUAUGAUACGCGCUCUGGUAGAAGACCAGUUGCUGAAUGGAAAUCCAUUGGCAAAAGCGGCGGCAUCCGCACACUUGCUUCAGGCGUCAAUGAGAAUGAGCUCUUCGUCAGCGAUAACGGGACAAACCUUUACUCUGUUGAUUUACGAACUGGAAAGAUCCUUUAUGGCUACCACGGGAUCGCUGCUUCCGUGUCUUGCAUCUCUACUUCGUCAGGACCUUUGCUCUCUGGAGCCCUUGACCAAUACGUCCGGGUCCACAGCGUUACACCACCGCCAAAGGAUGUGAAGCAACGGUUGGACAAUAGAGGCAUCACCCUGGAAAGACAUUUUUUCCAGAGCACGCCGACGGUCAUUACUUGGGAUAAACGACCUUGGUCCUCAACUAGUUCCGGGGUCGAACAAGUCGAGGAGGAAGACGAUGAUGACCCAGAUCACGAUAUUUGGGACGAUCUGGAAACAGCUCAAGACGAAGAUGAAGAUGCAGAUAAUAAGGGCAAACGUCGUCGCACGUCCUCAAAAAAGACAUAG
Coprinopsis cinerea okayama7#130 is the source of this 1257-nucleotide messenger RNA. RefSeq lists its product as hypothetical. Gene Ontology annotation, molecular function: protein binding. NCBI's taxonomy places the organism in Eukaryota, Fungi, Basidiomycota, Agaricomycetes, Agaricales, Psathyrellaceae. The transcript has 6 exons. Bases 1 to 1257 code for a protein of 418 amino acids. Gene Ontology annotation, biological process: ribosomal large subunit biogenesis. The record is from RefSeq and is a predicted model, not a curated record. Gene Ontology annotation, cellular component: preribosome, large subunit precursor; nucleolus.